Molecule: messenger RNA, 825 nt
Organism: Drechmeria coniospora
Lineage: Eukaryota; Fungi; Ascomycota; Sordariomycetes; Hypocreales; Ophiocordycipitaceae
Exons: 3
Coding region: 1-825 (274 amino acids)
Biological process (GO): fungal-type cell wall organization; carbohydrate metabolic process
Cellular component (GO): fungal-type cell wall
Molecular function (GO): hydrolase activity, hydrolyzing O-glycosyl compounds; glycosyltransferase activity
Source: RefSeq, a predicted model, not a curated record
AUGUUCUUCCGAUCGACGGCCGCAGCCCUGGUGGCAUCCUCGUCCCUCGUCUACGCCCAGACCUCGACCGUCUGCAACCCCCUCGCUACCACGUGCCCCGCGGACCCUGCGUUUGGGAAUGAAAAGGUAAGUUGCAACUUUACAUCCGGCCCCUGUGUGGCAUUCAACCCGGUCGCAGGCACCACCAUCCAGUACAACGGCCAAGGGGCCGUCUUCACGGUCGGGAAGGAAACGGAUGCACCGACCAUCAUGACGAGCAAGUACAUAUUCUUCGGACGUGUCGACGUCGUCCUCCAGGCCGCACCGGGCCAAGGCAUCGUCACGAGCGUUGUGCUGCAGUCGGAUGAUCUCGACGAGAUCGACUGGGAGUGGAUCGGCAGCGAUAGCAGCCAGGCCCAGACCAACUACUUCAGCAAAGGCAACACAUCCACCUACGACCGCGGCAAGUUCCAUCCCGUCAGCAACCCGGCUAGCACCUUUCACACCUACGGCAUCCAGUGGAACUCGACGGCCGUCGUCUGGACCAUCGACGCAGCCGUCGUUCGCACGCUGGCCUACAACGACGCCAACGGCGGGCAAGGCUUUCCCCAGACGCCCAUGCAGGUCAAGCUCGGCAGCUGGGUUGCCGGACGCGGCAGCGCCGCCCCGGGAACCGUCCAGUGGGCCGGCGGGUACGCCGACUGGUCCAAGGCGCCCUUUUCGGCAUACUACAAGAGCAUUUCCGUCGUCGACUAUGCCGGUGCCGAUGAGCCGACGACCAAGAGCGUCAAGGAGUACGUCUACGGAGACCAAUCGGGCACCUUCAAGAGCAUCCGAUGUAACUGA